Messenger RNA from Nothobranchius furzeri (turquoise killifish), 1369 nucleotides. Its product is annotated as red-sensitive opsin. Lineage: Eukaryota; Metazoa; Chordata; Actinopteri; Cyprinodontiformes; Nothobranchiidae. The record is from RefSeq and is a predicted model, not a curated record. Gene Ontology annotation, cellular component: plasma membrane; photoreceptor outer segment. Gene Ontology annotation, molecular function: G protein-coupled photoreceptor activity. Gene Ontology annotation, biological process: visual perception; cellular response to light stimulus; G protein-coupled receptor signaling pathway.
AAACAUCAGACAGCUGAGAACCUUCAUCUGAGAUCAGAAUGGCAGAGGAAUGGGGAAAACCAGUGUUUGCAGCCAGGAGGCAUCAUGAAGAUACAACAAGAGAGUCUGCCUUUGCAUACACUAACAGCAAUAACACCCGAGAUCCAUUUGAAGGACCCAACUACCACAUCGCUCCUCGAUGGGUUUACAACCUUUCAACCAUCUGGAUGUGUUUUGUGGUGGUUGCAUCAGUCUUCACCAAUGGUCUUGUCUUGGUGGCCACAGCAAAGUUCAAGAAGCUCCGUCAUCCUCUAAACUGGAUCUUGGUCAAUCUUGCAAUUGCUGAUCUUGGAGAAACAGUCUUUGCCAGCACCAUCAGUGUGUGCAACCAGUUCUUUGGGUAUUUCAUUCUAGGACACCCUAUGUGCGUCUUUGAGGGCUUCACCGUGUCCACUUGUGGUAUUGCUGCUCUUUGGUCCCUUACCAUCAUCUCCUGGGAGAGAUGGAUAGUCGUGUGCAAACCUUUUGGAAAUGUCAAGUUUGAUGCCAAAUGGGCCACAGGUGGAAUUGUGUUCUCCUGGGUUUGGUCUGCUGCAUGGUGUGCUUGUCCAAUCUUUGGAUGGAGCAGGUUUUGGCCCCAUGGACUGAAAACCUCAUGUGGACCUGAUGUGUUCAGUGGAAGUGAAGACCCAGGAGUCCUGUCCUACAUGAUUGCUCUGAUGAUCUCAUGUUGUUUCCUUCCUCUGGCUAUCAUCAUCAUCUGCUACUUCUUUGUGUGGCUGGCCAUCCAUUCUGUUGCCAUGCAGCAGAAGGAAUCCGAGUCCACCCAGAAAGCUGAGAAGGAAGUCUCCAGGAUGGUUGUCGUCAUGAUCGUAGCUUAUUGUGUGUGCUGGGGUCCUUACACCUUUUUUGCCUGCUUUGCUGCGGCCAACCCUGGAUAUGCCUUCCAUCCCCUGGCCGCUGCCAUGCCUGCGUACUUUGCCAAGAGCGCCACCAUCUAUAACCCAAUCAUUUAUGUCUUCAUGAAUCGGCAGUUUCGAACAUGCAUCAUGCAACUCUUUGGCAAACAGGUGGACGAUGGUUCUGAAGUAUCCACAUCAAAGACAGAGGUCUCCUCUGUGGCUCCUGCAUAAGCAUCCAUGUUUUCCUUUUUGGAUAAAAGAAAAAAGAAAAAACAAACAAGCAAAUAUCUUGUUUUAUUUAAUAUUUUUCAUAAAAAUAGUUGACUGCAAAUGAAAACAACCCCCCCAAAAAAAACUGUAUUUAAAAUGACAGCAUUAUCUUGUACAAAUGUAGUAUUUUUUUCACUUGAGUGUGAAAUAUAAAGCAAUGUUACAUACUUUUCUUGUUUGUUUUCAUCUUUUUAAAAAUUAGUAUGUCCAAAUAUCAG